Molecule: messenger RNA, 4836 nt
Organism: Pan troglodytes (chimpanzee)
Lineage: Eukaryota; Metazoa; Chordata; Mammalia; Primates; Hominidae
Gene: PANK1
Product: pantothenate kinase 1
Exons: 8
Coding region: 2348-3424 (358 amino acids)
Biological process (GO): coenzyme A biosynthetic process
Cellular component (GO): cytosol; nucleus
Molecular function (GO): ATP binding; pantothenate kinase activity
Source: RefSeq, a predicted model, not a curated record
GGUCUCGUUUGCCUCCCAGCUCUGCUAGCCGGGCUUUAGUAGUGCGCUUUCUCGCGGCUGUCAUAAGUACCAAGCUGUUGACUGGGACACCGAUCUCCAAUUCUGUCCUCGAGGCAAUAAAGAUGUGGCGAAGGCCCGAGGUGAGGCCACUGCCACUGCACUUAGUCCUGCGACUCCCCUAAGGACGGGCCGAGGAAUGGCGGACUAGCCACUUCCCAGUCCUGUCCCUACGGGGCAGAAAAAGGCUCGGCAUCCCGGGAUCCGGAGGGUCACUUCCCUCGCUGCAUCCCCAUUGUGCAACUGCCAGUGUAAAAAUUGAUAUAGGUCUACAGUCUUUACUCUGCAAUUCCAAAACAGGACAAAAAACAAAACACUGUGAAACCCAAAGUGUUUUUGUAAGUUUGGCACCAGGAUUAUAUGCCAAAGAAAACCUACUUUGAACAAAUAUGAAGCCUCUAUUGUCUCAGCACUUGUAUCCGUAAGUCACACAUGCCUCUGCUAUUUGCUGAUAUUUUCUGACUUGGGGAUUAAUUCCAUGGAAAAUGUCGAAAAGGGCUAAAGAUAUACCUAUGGGUAACAGUGAGAAGAAGAAAAGGAAGCAUCUGUCUUUAUCAAUAUCUUAGAAAGUGGAGUUAUUGCAGAAACUUGAUGGUGGUAUGUCUGUGAGGUGUCUUACUGAAGAAUAUGGUAUGGGAACCACCACGAUAUAUAACUUAAAGAAACAGACAAGUUGUUGAAAUUUUAUAGUGACAGCGAUAACCAGGAACUAAUGAAAAAUAGAAAAACAUUGCAUAGAGCCAAAAAUGAAGACCUUGACCCUGUGUUGAUUGAAUGGGUUCGACAACAAAGAAGUAAAGAUACACCACUGACUGGUUUGUUGGUCGUGAAACAAGCUAGAAUAUACCAUGAAGAACUGAACUUUGAAGGAGAGUGUGAAUAUUCAGGAGGCUGUCUGCAGAAAUUUAAAAAGUGUCUUGGAAUCAAGUAUCUUCAAAUCUGUGGUGAAAAAGCUUCUCCUGAUGAUGAAGCUACUGAAAAUUACAUUGAUGAAUUUGCUAAGGUAAUAUCUGAUGAAAAUCUUAGCCCUGAACAAAUUUACAGUGCUGAUGAAACAGCUUUGUACUGGUGCUAUGUUCCUAGAAAAACUUUAACAAUGGCUAACAAAAGAGCAACAACAGAUGUCAAAGAUACUAAGCAAAAGUUAACUGUUCUUGAGUGUGCUAAUGCUGCAGGCACACACAAGAUAAAAUUGGCAGUGAUUGGAAAUAGCCUAUAUCCAAGGUGUUUAAAAGGUGUGCAUAAUUUACCUGUACAUUAUUAUGCACACAAGAAAGCAUCAGUAACGGGAAAUCUUUUCCAACUGGUUUGAUAGGCACUUUGUGCCAGCAGCAUGAGCUCAUUGCAAACUGGACUGGAAGACAAUUGCAAAAUUUUGUUGUUUCUAGAUAACUGUUCUGCACAACCCCCUCCUGAACAUCUUGCGAAGAGCAAUGCUUUUGGCAUUGACUUUCCCCCCAGUGUGACGUCUGUAAUACAACCUUGUGACCAAGGAAUUCUACACGCCGUGAAGAGCAAGUAUAAACAGUUUUUUGAAAAGCAUCCUUGCUUCAGUUAACAGAGGCCUGAAAAUCCAGGACAUCCUUAAAGAAUUUAAUCUUAAGGAUGCCAUCUUCACAGUUGCUAAUGCUUGGAACGACGUUGAUAAGUCAACAUUAACAAAUGCUUGGCACAGACUUUGGGCUACAAUUAUGUUUGAAAGUGACCUAGCUGAUGAAGAUUUUGAAAGAUUUCAUGACUCUAAUGAGAAAACAAUGGUAGCAUAAUUCAUUACCUAUGCCAAAAGUUUAUCAACCAAAAGUGUAAAUAAGUUAGAAGAAGCUAACAUUGAAGAAAGGGUUAACAUUGAUAAUGAUGAACCCAUUGUGCAUCCUAAGAGUGAUGGGGAAAUUGCUGAGAUGGUGUUAAAUGCAGAUCAAUAUGAAGAUGGUAGUAGUAAUGAUGAUGACAUGAAUUUGGGUGAAAAAAAUCUCCAUAGAUCAUAUGGUGAAAAUGUGUGACCGAUUAAUUGCUGGCCUUGAACGAUGUACAUUUAUCAGUGAGCAAGAGCUGAUGACAAUUUACUCAAUUAAAGAGAAACUGCUUAGACAGAAACCUGUGUUAAGGAAGCAGGUGAAACUGGGAAAAGUCUUUAAUAAAGCUCUCUGUGGUAAUGCUGCUUCAUCUCUUGACAAUCCUGUUUCUGGCUCAUCAGAUGUCCAGCUCCAACCUGGUUUCAUAGGCAGUGGUAAUACUGGAACAACCUCUUCUCCAAGAUUCUCAGGCAAUCAAAGCAUUCCCAUGGUUUGGCAUGGACAUCGGUGGAACACUGGUUAAAUUGGUGUAUUUCGAGCCGAAGGAUAUUACAGCCGAAGAGGAGCAAGAGGAAGUGGAGAACCUGAAGAGCAUCCGGAAGUAUUUGACUUCUAAUACUGCUUAUGGGAAAACUGGGAUCCGAGACGUCCACCUGGAACUGAAAAACCUGACCAUGUGUGGACGCAAAGGGAACCUGCACUUCAUCCGCUUUCCCAGCUGUGCUAUGCACAGGUUCAUUCAGAUGGGCAGCGAGAAGAACUUCUCUAGCCUUCACACCACCCUCUGUGCCACAGGAGGCGGGGCUUUCAAAUUCGAAGAGGACUUCAGAAUGAUUGCUGACCUGCAGCUGCAUAAACUGGAUGAACUGGACUGUCUGAUUCAGGGCCUGCUUUAUGUCGACUCUGUUGGCUUCAACGGCAAGCCAGAAUGUUACUAUUUUGAAAAUCCCACAAAUCCUGAAUUGUGUCAAAAAAAGCCGUACUGCCUUGAUAACCCAUACCCUAUGUUGCUGGUUAACAUGGGCUCAGGUGUCAGCAUUCUAGCUGUGUACUCCAAGGACAACUAUAAAAGAGUUACAGGGACCAGUCUUGGAGGUGGAACAUUCCUAGGCCUAUGUUGCUUGCUGACUGGUUGUGAGACCUUUGAAGAAGCUCUGGAAAUGGCAGCUAAAGGCGACAGCACCAAUGUUGAUAAACUGGUGAAGGACAUUUACGGAGGAGACUAUGAACGAUUUGGCCUUCAAGGAUCUGCUGUAGCAUCAAGCUUUGGCAACAUGAUGAGUAAAGAAAAGCGAGAUUCCAUCAGCAAGGAAGACCUCGCCCGGGCCACAUUGGUCACCAUCACCAACAACAUUGGCUCCAUUGCUCGGAUGUGUGCGUUGAAUGAGAAUAUAGACAGAGUUGUGUUUGUUGGAAAUUUUCUCAGAAUCAAUAUGGUCUCCAUGAAGCUGCUGGCAUAUGCCAUGGAUUUUUGGUCCAAAGGACAACUAAAAGCUCUGUUUUUGGAACAUGAGGGUUAUUUUGGAGCCGUUGGGGCACUGUUGGAACUGUUCAAAAUGACUGAUGACAAGUAGAGACGAGCAGUGGAGGAAACAGCCUCCCAAAAGGACAGAGAACUAAAAAAUUGCUGCUGGAGAAGGUGAAAGUCGCUUUGGGACGGAAGCCAAGCCAUUAUGGCAGAUGAACCUGCUGGAUUUGUAAAUAAUUUAAAAUCCUUCCAGAUGAUCUUUUAGGUUUUGAGCUAAUGAUUCAAAACGGGGGAAUAUAAAAGGUUUUUUUUCUGUAUACUGUAUUUUUUUAAAAAAAUGGUGCAGCGUGGCCAAACCUACCAAUUGUAUGCAUUAACUUUGAAAAGUUGUUUGAUGUUUAAGAAGGACCUGAUAUGUAAGCGCUGUUCAUUUUUCUUCUGGGGUUUACUGAUCAGUGUGGUGAUUUUAACUUCAUUUAGUAAUUACUCUAGGAGAUUUUACCUUGACUCAUAUUUUUCAUGACGUUUCAUGAUUUGCUGUUGGUUUCAAAUGAAACUACAAAUCUGGCAUGUUUUACUGUGAACACUUUUGUUAUUUGUUUUGUACCCUUUUUUGUCUUGUUUUUCUGUUUUAGUUGUCUUCUGAAAAAAGAGUCGUUCCCUCUGUUUCUGUCCUCAGAUGAUGUCCCUCCCCCUACCUGUAACCUUUCUUUGACAUAAUUGUUCAUAUCAAUGAAGGUGCUGACCAGCUCAAUACAAAGUUAAGCACAAGAUCUAAAGCUCUUGAAAAUGCCCGUGAAGAGAAGACUGAAUGUGUUAAUGAAUUUAAUGAGUCUGGCAAAAGUUGCAAAUUAUAUGCAAGUUUGUCCUAUCGCUUAUAAAUGUAGUGUUUCAUUGGAUUUAUUUUAUGCUAGGUUAUAUUAAGUUGAAAUAGUCUGUGAUUAAAUGUCCUCAUCCAUGCACAGAAUAUGAAUGGCAGCAAAUCUUUGUGCAAGAAAUUUGAAACUUAUUGGGAAAAGCCUCCCAGUAGAUUAAUUGUUCAUAUCAGGAGAUUUAGGGUAAGUCAUGGGUUGAGGUGUCAGAUAGUAAUAUCUAUUUGUUUUGUACAUGUAUAUAUCUAGGAACUUUGUAACAACACAUCUUUAAUAAUGUUAAAGGUUUUUUCAUUUUUAAUAUUUUAAACUAAAAACUGUACUUCAAUCUCAGUUUCUAAAAUUUAAAAUAAUUUAUACUGAUCUAUAUAUUUUUUCUUUUUGAAAGAUUUCAUUAAGACUGAUGGGUAACUUUCAAAUGAGGGUCAUGUACAAAUAUUGGGAUGCAUGAGAUCCCAUGAUCUUGUGUAUUGAGCUUAUUGUUGAAAGGGAUUUUUGAAGGACAGAACAAUUACUCCAUGAUGAAUCUUCCUUUCUCUGCCUUCUGAGCACCGUCUUUAAUUUCCAUAUCUUCAAGUCUUGAAGAAGUUGAUGUUAAUUGAAGAAUUCACUUGUCUGGUUGAAAUAAAGCCUGUUUCUGUUGUGA